Messenger RNA from Scomber japonicus (chub mackerel), 720 nucleotides. RefSeq names its product tripartite motif-containing protein 16-like protein. The record is from RefSeq and is a predicted model, not a curated record. The transcript has 5 exons. The coding region runs from base 1 to 720 and encodes 239 amino acids. Gene Ontology annotation, molecular function: protein binding. Lineage: Eukaryota; Metazoa; Chordata; Actinopteri; Scombriformes; Scombridae.
AUGCCAACCAGUGCUCCCACUACGAGAAUCAUGCCUACAGCCAGCAGACCUGGAAAAAAACCCAAAGAUGUGGCUUCCGUUACACCAAAGAUCCCAGACUACGAGCCCAACAUCCCUGAGCCGACAUGCAGAGCUGAUCUUCUCAAAUACUGGAUCAACCUUUCCUUGGAUGACAAGACAGCCAAUAAGAUGCUGUGGAUUACAGAGAGUGGAUCCAAGGUAUCACGCAUGACUGAUAACGUCACUUGUCCUGUCCUGGACAGACCAGAGAGAUAUGAGCAUAUCCCCCAGGUUCUUUGCAAAGAAGGCAUUUUGGGCUUCCGAGCUUACUGGGAAAUAAAAUAUUCAGGCUGGGUGGUCGCCGGAGUCACCCAUGAAAAGGCAGGGAGAAGGGGAAGUGACGGACCCUGCGGGCUUGGAGAAAGCGAACAGUCCUGGGGUCUUGGGUGGGGUGGAUCCCAUUACCAGUUGUGGUUCGAUGGUAUUAGCACUGAAAUCUGGGACAUUCCCCAAUACACUACAAUUGGGGUGUACCUUGACCAUCCAGCUGGUGUCAUCAAUUUUUAUGCAGUCGAAGAAGAGAAGGAGGAAGAGGGAGGAGAAUAUAUGAGGAAGAUCCAAUUGCUGCAGCAGAUUAAGAGCUCCUUCAAGGGAAAAAUGAUGGCAGGUUUCUGGGUGGGACAAAAAUCAUCAUGCAUGUUAGUUAAGCAAGAGGAGUAA